CUGAUAUUAGAUUAUUUGCUCUUCGGGCAGUUGCACUGUCAUGGCCAAGCGCGGAACUGGUCUAGCUGAUGGGGCUGAGUUGAAGCCUUUGAGCCUCAUUUGCUGGGGAUGUUCUCAGCAUCUCCAGUGUGCGCUGAAUGUCUCCCGCGUCGCUUGCCCCUCCUGUGGCGCCUUGAAUGACCGCGAGCUUCCAAGGAGGUCCUCGCCCUUGGACGUGUGCACCGAAUUCAUCAGUCAACCACUGGUGCGUCGCGUGUGGAGCUGGGGCAUGGUGGCUUUCGUGAUGUGCACCAUUCACUGCAUCACCCUCGCAGGCGUUCUAUACAUCUAUCCGCACUUCUUGCCAAAUGCAGAGGAGCCAUCAUUCUAUGUGCAUUGGUUUCUAUGCCUUUGGCUUUGGACAAACACCACUGUGAACUACCUGGAGGCAGUCUGGAGGGAUCCAGGCUUCGUGAAGCUGGGAGUGACCGAGCGCGAGCGCUCUCGCAGCGAAGCAGAUGAGCUAGGAACGCCCAAAUGGGAAGGCUACACCUUCUGUCGGCCAUGCCAACAAGCAAAGCCGCCAAAGAGUCAUCACUGUCGCAUCUGCCGCCGGUGCGUUCACGGGAUGGAUCAUCAUUGUCCGUUCGUCGGGAACUGCGUGGGAAUGGCCAACCGACGCGCGUUCGUGCUCUUCUUAUUCUGGUCUGCCUCUUCUUUGUUCUACGUCUUGAGCAUUAGUGUGCUGCAUCUCUUGGACCGACGGGAGGAGUUGGAACAAGGCUUCAAGGAGGCCACCGAGAAGCUCCCCCCUUGGGCGUGGCACCGUACCGCCUUCUAUUUGGCGGCCGUGCUCAAUCACCACUUCACUGGGAUACACUUGCAUGCUGUGGUGAUGCUCUUGCCGAUCGUGACUGUCACCUUUUCAAUGACGGCUUCCCUACUGAUCCAGCAGAUCCUCUUGAUCUCCCGGGGCCUCACCACCAUCACCCGACUGCAACGACGUCGAGUCGCCCGCAUCUCGCACAUGUCGCCGCGCCUCGCGGCGCUGGCGCCUGCACCCCUGUCGCCUGCACCAUUGGCGCCGCCGGUGUGCUUUGGGGCGACGAGUUCCGGCAGCUCGAUGAGAGAUCACUGGGAGGAAGUCUUUGGGAGUCUCGAUCUGAAGAUGAACAGUUUUCUGUUGUCAUGAUUUUCUGGCCAAAUCUUCAACAAGUUUUCAAAAAAUCCCAGACGUUCCAUGUUAGGGCUAAGGAAUCCCCAGCCAGCCACACAUUGGACAUGAACGAUUUAGUUUUGUUGUCAUUUUCCUUUCAUUUGGGUAUGGUUAUUGAUAUGGUUGUUGCUAGCAUGUUUUUAACAUUUGGUUUUCAGGCCUUCAUUUUUUUCAUUUCAGGCAUAGUUAUUCUCAUCAUUUUGUGUUAGGUUAGAGACAGAAAGCAACAUGAAGAUAGCAAAUGGCAACCAAAAAUAAAUGAAGACAUAAACGAUGCAGACUAAGGCAAAUGAUAAGAAAAUGAAGAAACACAUGAUGAC
Molecule: messenger RNA, 1515 nt
Organism: Durusdinium trenchii
Lineage: Eukaryota; Dinophyceae; Suessiales; Symbiodiniaceae
Source: the annotation of a GenBank genome assembly